AUUAUUAACAGAUAAAAAAACACGUGGAGAAAGACGAGGUUAUGCAUCAUUCAAUUGAUGCAUUAUACAUGUGAAAAAACAUUUGCAUGAAGAAAUAUAAAAAGAUAAUAAAAAUAUAUGUUUUUAUUAUCCUGUGAUAUUUAAUUUUUAAAUUAUGGAUAUUAUAAGAUUUUACAAAAUACCUGGUCUCAAAUCAGGCCAACUUAAAAGCAAAUUUAAUGAUAUUAUUCAAAUAACAAAUCAAAUUAAUAGUCUAGAAACUGAAUUUUGUUACUAUGUUGAAAUUAAGGAACAUUUAACUGAAGAAGAACUAAAAGUAUUAAAAUGGAUUUUAAGUCCACCUUUAGAAUCACAUAAUUUAAAGAGUUUCAGUACAUUUAAUGAAAAAUUAAACAAUUGUCUUAUUAUUGAAAUUGGUCCAAGAUUGAAUUUUUCUACAGCAUUCUCUAGCAAUGCUGUAUCAAUUUGUAAAUCUGUAAAUUUAAACAAAAUAACAAGAAUUGAAGUAACAACUAGAUAUUAUAUUAAACAUAAUGGAAUAAUUGAUAAGAAAAUUGAAGAUACUAUAGCAGAUGUAUUACAUGAUAAAAUGACUGAAUAUAAAUAUAUGAAACCAAUAAAAACAUUUGAUCAUGGAUUUCGACCAGAAAAUUGGUUUGAAGUUGAUGUUUUAAAAGAAGGAAGAAUAGCAUUAGAAAAAGUAAAUUCAAAAUUAGGUUUAGCAUUUGAUAAUUGGGAUUUAGAUUUUUACACAGAUUUAUUUCUUAACAAAUUGAAGCGCAAUCCAACUAGUGUUGAAUGUUUUGAUUUAGCACAAUCAAAUAGUGAACAUAGUCGACAUUGGUUCUUUAAAGGUAGAAUAAUUAUUGAUGGUGAAGAAAUGAAAGAAUCUUUAAUUGAUAUGAUCAUAAAAACACAAAAAUACUCCAAUACAAACAAUACAAUUAAAUUUAGUGAUAAUAGUAGUGCAAUUAAGGGAUAUCAAAUAAAAGUUCUACGACCAAAUAAGACUUACACAUGCAGUCCUUUUCAUUUAGAAAAUGUAGAUCAGGAUUUGAUAUUCACAGCAGAGACUCACAAUUUUCCAACAGGAGUUGCUCCAUUUAGUGGGGCUGCAACUGGAACUGGAGGAAGAUUGAGAGAUAUUCAAGGAAUUGGUAGGGGAGGAUAUUACAUUGCAGGAACAGUUGGUUAUUCUAUUGGUAAUUUGCAUAUUCCAGAAUACAAUUUACCAUGGGAAGAAGAAAACAUACCAUAUCCCAGUAAUAUGGCUUCUCCAUUAGAAAUUUUAAUUCAAGCUAGCAAUGGAGCAUCUGAUUAUGGCAAUAAAUUUGGAGAACCUAUCAUAUGUGGCUUUACUCGUUCAUUUGGUAUGACAGAUGAAAUUGGUGUACGACGCGAAUGGAUUAAACCUAUAAUGUUUAGUGGAGGAUUGGGUACAAUGGAUGCAAAUAUGUCUCAAAAAGUUUUACCACAAAAGGGUAUGGAAGUCAUUAAAAUUGGUGGUCCUGUUUAUAGAAUUGGUGUGGGAGGUGGUUCAGCUAGUUCAAUUGAGGUACAAGGUGAUAAUAAAAUGGAAUUAGAUUUCGGAGCUGUACAAAGAGGUGAUCCUGAAAUGGAACAAAAAUUGAAUAGAGUUAUUCGUGCUUGCAUUGAAAUGGGAGAAAAGAAUCCAAUACUCAGUAUACAUGACCAAGGAGCUGGAGGCAAUGGCAAUGUUUUAAAAGAAUUAGUAGAACCCGCGGGUGCAGUGAUCUUUGCGAAGAAAUUUGAAUUAGGUGAUCCAAGCAUCAGUAUUUUAGAAUUAUGGGGCGCUGAAUAUCAAGAAAAUGAUGCUAUACUUUGUAAAUCAGAAAAUAGUAACUUACUUAAAGAAAUAGCAAUGCGAGAAAAAUGUCCUAUUAAUUUUGUAGGCAUUAUUACAGGAAAUGGCAAAAUUAUUCUUUCAGAAGAAAAUGAUUGUGAUUCUUCGAAAUAUCUAAAUGAGAAUUAUGAGUACAAAAUAAGACAUCCAGUUGAUUUAGAUUUAGAACUAGUACUAGGAAAAAUGCCCCAAAAGACUUUUAAGCUUCUGAGACAAAUAACCCAAUUACCUACUAUUAAAAUACCAACAAAUUUAACUGUACAAGCUGCUUUAGAAAGAGUUUUACGGUUGCCUUCGGUAGCAAGUAAACGGUAUUUAACUAAUAAAGUUGAUCGUUGUGUUACUGGAUUAAUUGCACAACAACAGUGUGUUGGUCCUCUACAUACUCCUCUUGCUAAUGUUGCUGUAACAGCAAUUUCUCAUUUUUCUACUGUUGGUAUUGCAACUUCUAUUGGAGAACAACCAAUAAAAGGUCUUAUAAAUUCAGCUGCUGGAGCUCGCAUGACUGUAGCAGAAGCAUUGACCAAUUUAGUUUUUGCACGUAUUUCAAAUAUACAGGAUAUUAAAUGUAGUGGAAAUUGGAUGUGGGCUGCAAAAUUGCCAGGAGAAGGUGCUGCUUUGUAUGAUGCAUGUUCCGCUAUGUGUUCAAUUAUGAAUGAAUUAGGAAUCGCAGUUGAUGGAGGAAAAGAUUCUCUUAGUAUGGCUGCGCGAAUUGGAAAAGACAUCGUUAAAGCACCGGGCACACUUGUAGUUUCUUGCUAUGCUCCUUGCCCUAAUAUCCAACAAGUAGUAACACCUGAUUUAAAAGCUCCUGCAAUUGGUAAAAAUGGUUAUAUAUUAUUUGUAGAUUUAUCAAAUGGAAAAAAUCGAAUUGGUGGUACCGCUUUGGCUCAAGUUUAUAAAUCUCUUGGAAAUGAAGUUCCGGAUAUAGAACGAGUUGAUAUAUUAAAAAAUGCUUUUAAAGCUAUUCAACUUUUAAUUGCAGAGGAAAAAAUAUUGGCAGGACAUGACAUUAGCGAUGGUGGACUUAUUACUUGUCUUCUUGAAAUGUGUUUUGCUGGUAUAUCUGGAAUAAAUGUGAAUAUUUUACACAAAACAGGAUCUCCCAUUGAAAUUUUAUUUACUGAAGAAAUAGGAUGGAUAUUAGAAAUUGAUCAAAUAAAUCAUAAUUACAUUUUGAAUGUAUUCAAACAAUUCAAUGUUCCUGUAUAUCUAAUUGGGCGAUCAGAAGGAUUUGGAUUAUCAUCAAAAAUAAAAAUUCAAGUACAAGAAAAACUUGUUGUGGAUUCAACAGUGUUAUCAUUGAUGACUUUAUGGGAAGAAACUAGUUAUCAAUUAGAACGUCGACAAACUAAUAUUGAAUGUGCAUUUGAAGAAUUCAAUGGAAUAAAAGAUAGAACUGCACCAACUUAUAAAUUAUCAUUUAAUCCUGAUAUUAGACCUAUUGCAAUUUACAAAAAUUUAUCUUCAAAGAUUGCAGUUGUUGUCUUAAGAGAAGAAGGUAUAAAUGGUGAUAGAGAAAUGGCAGCAUCUUUGAUGGAAGCUGGUUUUGAAGUCUGGGAUGUAACAAUGCAAGACUUUUUACAAAAUAAAAUCACAUUUGAUAGAUUUAGAGGUGUUAUAUUCCCUGGUGGUUUUAGUUAUGCAGAUGUUUUGGGUUCUGCUAAAGGAUGGGCUGCCAGUCUUUUAUUUAAUCCAUCUCUUCAAAAACAAUUAAAAGCAUUUAUUUCUCGAAAAGAUAUAUUUAGUUUAGGAGUUUGUAAUGGAUGUCAAUUGAUGUCUUUGUUAGGAUGGAGGAACGAAAACAACAAUACUAAAGAAUUAGAUAUCUUUCUAAAUCAUAAUAUAUCAGAAAGAUUUGAAUGUCGAUGGAGUACUAUCAAAAUUGAUAAAUCACCAUCAAUCAUGUUAAAUGGAAUGGAAAAUAGUAUUUUAGGUGUAUGGGUUGCUCAUGGUGAAGGAAGGUUUACAUUCAGAAAUGAUGAAGUUUUACAAAAACUAAAAAAAAAUCAUUGCUUGGCUAUUAGGUAUACUGAUGAUUUUGGUAAUCCAACUGAAAAAUAUCCAUUUAAUCCUAAUGGAAGUAUAGAAGGUAUUGCUGGUAUUUGCUCAAUGGAUGGAAGACAUUUAGCAUUGAUGCCACACCCUGAACGGUGUUCACAAAUAUGGCAAUGGCCUUGGAAACCUUAUAAUUGGAAAUAUACUAUUUCGCCAUGGCAACGUAUUUUUGAUAAUGCUUAUGCAUGGUGUAUGACAAAAAACUGAUUCUAUGAUUUUUUAUAUUUUUCAUUAUUGCAAUUGAUAUGUAAAUGUAAAUACAAUCAUAUAUUUUUUAAUAACUAUAUAACAUUAUUUAACAAA
Apis florea (little honeybee) is the source of this 4225-nucleotide messenger RNA. RefSeq names its product phosphoribosylformylglycinamidine synthase (gene Pfas). Lineage: Eukaryota; Metazoa; Arthropoda; Insecta; Hymenoptera; Apidae. Gene Ontology annotation, biological process: 'de novo' IMP biosynthetic process. Gene Ontology annotation, cellular component: cytoplasm. Gene Ontology annotation, molecular function: phosphoribosylformylglycinamidine synthase activity. The record is from RefSeq and is a predicted model, not a curated record.